UCGGUGGGAGAGGACUGUUCGCUCUCUGCUCCACUGUGACCACCACCCACCCAUGGAGUACCCGCGCCACUCCACGUCCGGGAACUAGCGCCUGAAAUCACGACUUCUCCCUGUCUUGCACGGGAAAAAUAACCAAAACAAAGUGCUUGAAUUCGUCUGAAUUUGACAGUUUUAAAUGUAAUGUAAAUCAAUUUCAUUAUAUUAUUGUUGUUUUAUUUACGUGCUAAUGUUCGACGUUUAUGGCAGAUGGAUAUAAGCAACGCUUAUUGUGGUUUUAUUUUAGAUAAUUUAGCUUUUAGCGAGUGUAUUAAGAGGUGACGCUACGAGAUAAACUUAACUAUGUACCGAGAAUGAUGCGUCUGAAGAACUCAGCAUUACGUAAGAGAUAGAAUUCAUCAUUCUUGUCGUCGCUCAAGGCAAUGCUCAACAUCAUGGGCUUGGCUGUCCCAGCCUGGGUGAUGCUGGUUGUCCUGCCAGCAUGCUGGGCCGGCCUAGACCAAACAGCCUCCAACUUCGCCUCGCGGGGGCCCUGGGUACAGGUUCAGAGGUUCCUGGUGCCCCGCUACGUGGCCCUGGGGGUGAACGUGACCCUGGAGUGUGACUACGCAGUCCAGAAGCACGCCACGCUCUACUCCCUCAAAUGGUACAAGGGAAACUCUCAGUUCUACCAGUACAUCCCGACGCUGCCUCAGCAGCAUACAGUCUUCUCCGUCGGAGGGCUUCACCAAGACAAAGUAGUGAGUACAUGA
Messenger RNA from Procambarus clarkii (red swamp crayfish), 749 nucleotides. The record is from RefSeq and is a predicted model, not a curated record. Lineage: Eukaryota; Metazoa; Arthropoda; Malacostraca; Decapoda; Cambaridae.